CAUAGCCAUUUUACGUUAUGUUUGUAGGGGGCCUUAAGAAAAAGGCUGUCGAUUGUGGACGUUGCGUUUUCAUAUUUGGGGUAAACAACCGCGUGGACUGGCCAACUCACCGACUACCGCGGCUAGGCCACCCUCCAAAAAAGUACUUUUAACACGUCCUGACACCGGAGAUGGUCACCAGUCAUGAGUAGCUACUAGGUUGGUGGUGAUAACAGGAGCUCAAGACCUCUACUCUCUUUUUGAAGACAUAGAAAUGGAUCAUUUUCUUUGUGGAUUAGACAGCACUCAGAAUGCAUGGUAUAAUUCUCGACCCGUACCCAGCGCACACGAAUUUGCAAUUGGAAAUAGUUCAUUUCAAUUGAUUCCAAUUACUACCUCAAAUAUUACGGCAGGUAUUCAUAAUGUGAGUGAUGUCUCAGAGUUUUGUAAUAGUAAUAGUGGUAGUGAUAGCAGCUCUGCCAACCCUAAUUCUGCUUUCAAACCCCUUCAUGAAGUCAAGAUAAAAAGUGAAGAUGAUACUAGGACAGGGCAAGAAAGACAAGAAGAUGAAACUCUAGUUCCUUCUAUGGCUCUUACCCCGUUAUCAACAAAUAAGUCUCACAAAUCAAAGUCAGGUGAAAGAUGGGAUGCUAAAAAGAUUUGCAAUAUUUGUGGAAAAGUUUUAUCUCGAGGUGACAAAUUGAAGAAUCACAUUCGAACACACAGCAACAAUUUUCCAUAUCACUGUGAUGCCUGCGGUCAGGGAUUUCUAAGAUCUGAAGGUUUAAGAGUUCAUACACGUAUUCAUACUGGUGAACGGCCAUAUGUAUGCAUGUUAUGUGGAAAAGCAUACACACGUAAAGACAAACUUACUCGCCAUGCAAUUAUUCACACUGGUGAAAGGCCUUUUGUUUGUCAGCACUGUGGGAAAUCUUUUACCAGAAAAGAUAAAAUGCAACGUCAUGAGCUUAUUCACCGGGUAGAUAAACCAUUUACUUGCUCUCCCUGUAAUUUAGAGUUUGUUCGUCAAGAAACCCUUAAUACUCAUCUUGAGAAGAAGCAUCCUGAACGUUUACCUUACACAUUGCUUCACCAGCCACGAUUAGGUAGUCCAGCUUAUCAUCAAGAACUUGAUUUUAGUUACUUAAUUGAUAGCAAGACUGGUAUUGUAAAAAUAACAAAUGAAGGUGGAAGGGCUUCAGGUGGUGACACACCUCCACCACAAUCUUCAGCAUCGAACAGUCCCAGGAACUUAGAACCGUCAGUGAAUAUUUCAACAGAGAGUACUUCAAAGGUGAAUCCUAGUUCUGCUGAUGACAGUAAUGUUCCACUUUAUGGUGAUAUGACAGAUUCAAGUAACACAACAACUGUUGAUACUUCAGCAAUCAGCAGUGGUCCAUUGCUAACUAACCAUUCAGUCAUGAAUGGCUUUAGUGGUGGGUCUUCUUUCUCAGAUAAUUCGGCUUCUGGUGGAGGUGGGGUCAAAUCACAUGCCGCUCAGUCAUGAACUAGAUAAAUAUCUAGAGUAGAGUAAAAGAUAGGAAUUAAAUAUAUAUUAGUUGCCACUGGACUAUCUGCGCUGGAAAAAAUGUCCUCCAUAUCAUAACAUGUUCUUUUGAUUAUCAGAAAUAGUACUAUAGUCAGGGGGCAUAGUUCAAAAUUUCAGGACAAUUGUUCAUUUUGUGAUAAAAGGAAGAAAAUUGGUAGACAUGUAGACUAAUAGGUCUUGAUCAUUUUCAGAUAUUGGGGCACAUGAAAUUAUGUCUGUGUCAGCCAUUUUUCCAAAAUGGCCACCAUAUGCCCCUGGUUUUGAGACAUUUGCCUCCGGAGUGUACUUAGUCCUCUAUAGAAUUAUUAACAUGGACAGAAAUGAAGAUUAUUUUGUGCAUUAAAAACAAGGAUAAAAUAUCAUCCCAAAAAAACCUGUUAACAAUGUUAUAAUUAUCAUUCUUAUUAUUACUUUUUUUCAUUCCGAGGCUGGUUGCUUUACAGUGUGGGGUUCAGGAUUGCAGCCUGCUACUUUGUUGUUGUUAUUAUUAUUAUUAUUAUUAUUAUUAUUAUUAUUAUUAUUAUUAUUAUUAUAUAUAUACUAUAUCAUUGAAAAUUCUGCAUACUUCAUUUGCUAAUGGUGGUGUUUCUGCUUACCUUUGCAGAAGGUUUUUGUCAUCCAAGUGGUGAGAAUGGUGGUGAAAGUACAAUGAUAGUAGUGCACUAAGACAGAAGUGAAAUUAAUUCAUGUUGAGCCACACAUGAACAAUAGUCGUGUCAAAGCCAUUUCAACUUGUUGGUCCCUGUGUGGCAAGUGCACUAAAGAAGCCCUUUGAUAUUAACUGGGACCUGUAUGUUUUAUGCCAGAAAGAGACAACAGAAUUCCUAACUUGUCCAGCAAAGUCAAAAUGAAGUGAUGCAAGAAGGGGCUACACAACACUGGCACAGAAUUUGGUGAGGUUCAAAUAACUUGGAAAGCUGCCCAGACAUAUACAGUUGGACAGAAUUAAUGAAGGACAAGUCCUUGAGGCUGCUCUGGUUGCUCAUGAGGGAGGCCAAGUAGCGCCAAAGGUGUAUGCUCCAAUACAACUACAAUGCUCCAAAGGACAGAAGAGAGGCAAUCCCACCUCUCAUAGUCAAACUCAGCCUUUUUGGCCACUAAGCCGUUGGCUGCACAGUUGCCACAGUUCUCUAAAUAAGCCACGACAGUGAUGAAGAAAUGUCUUGAUAUUUUUUAUACUAACUAAAUAUAUGGUAAUUACUCUGUUUCAUAAUAAAAUAGUGUUGAAGAAAUGUCUCUGAUAUUUUUUAUGCUAACUAAAUAUAUGGUAAUUACUGUUUCAUAAUAAAACUUCAUAUGUUUAAGAAUGACUAAGUUUUUGAUGGGAAAAUGAAUGUUACUAAAAAUGUUUUCCUGAGAUUUGACACACCUCUGUGCUGGGUUAGUGCUCCGUUGCCAUCUCAGCCCAACAAGGUCAUUCUGUGUCGCGGACCCACCAUGUAAACAUCUCCCACUUCUCGCUGCCCCCGGCUGCACAGUCAGACUACGGAAAUAAUUUAUAAAGUUAAUCGGUACUUUUUAGAUAAAAAGGCCAACGGCGGACACAGCCAAAGCCGCCAAAGUAAGCAAAAGGACAGUUAGAAGGAUUUGCUGAACACAAGAAAGAGAGAGAGGGAGAGAAAGGUGGGGCAGCAGUACCUACCUUGGGAGAAGUGGCAACGGUGGAAAAUCCAGGGUAAACAAGGCCAACGCCUUAGUGGCCAAAAAGGCUGAGUUUGACUAUAGUAGUGACACUGUACAAGUAAAUGUAUAAGAUCACACUCUUUGACAAAAGUCUUCAGAAGAGACUUGCUUCUUCUGUGGAGAGCUGGGCACAGACAGCCUUCAUGAAGCAUCAACCUUACAGAUGAACAAAAAUGUAGGGGAAUGUGCACCACUAGUUGGAGACAAUGAUGUUAGCCAGGCUAAGAAUGGGUGAUGUGGUUACACUGGAAACCACACCAAAUGCUUGACAUGCUUGUACAAUCAUGCCUGGAAGGCCAAGGGACAUGCAGAGCAAGCCACAGACCAUGAGCAUGAACUAGCUGGAAUUGUGUUUGCUGAACUUAUGUACAUUGAAGAAACCAGGCUGGAAACAGGUACUGCACCAGUAUUCAAGCUUAUAGAUCUUGCAAAUCAAUACAAGUCAAGACCUGAACAACCAGGGGUUGUUCUUGACAAAAGAGUAAACACAACAAGGCUAAAGGAGCAGCUACUGGCCGAGAUUCCAGAUGUGGUCAUACACCAGGGGAUGUGAUGUUCUGCUAGCAUUUGAUGAGGACAUUGGGGCAGCACUAGUGACAGUGAUGGUAUGAAACCUGGCAUAUGCUGCACGUAUUGUUCGAGAACUGGCAUAUGCUCCACGCACAUAUUGUUCGCCGCCACAUGUUUGAUGAUGGGUGUUUGAUGACUCGUUCAAAAUGAGAUGCCAAGAGAAGUCUGUGACAAUCCUAUUGCUGGCUCUUGUCAACAAGGUGCUUGAAGAACCCAGCAUUAAGAAUCAAAUCUACACAUCAACAUCACCAAGAACAAUGUCCAUUGCACAAGUUUUGAAGUUCAAUGCAGUUAAGCACAAUCGAAAGCUGGAAGCAAGCACAGCUUCCAAACCCCAAGAUACCUCAUCUUUAAAAUUCUAAGAAUGGUCACCCAUCAGGCAUAGCACUGCACAAGAAACUCCUCUCCCCAUCUACAUUGGCAUGUUGCUACAUGUGCAAACUCACAAGAAGGAGCAGGUGGGCAACUCUUCAACCUGGGCCCCGGCAUCUUCUAUCAGUAUGCCUGCAACUGUCAGCAGAAAUGGGCAACAGUGUGUGCCAAUGCUUUCACAUGGAGCAGGUUGUUUGCCCUCCAACAAUACGCAGCCAGCUGUUCAUAACAUCGAUCAUAACCAUCAGCAUAUGUAAACACUUGUAAGUAAACAAGUUAUACUCAGUAAUUUUGUGGGUUUCUUUUUCACAAGAAAACUGAAAGAAGUUUUUGUUUGGAUCUAUCUUAACCCCUGUGCCACCACAUCGAAGGACACAAUCAGAUGCACCCAAUGUCACUGCCAAGGUUCUUGAUGGAACUGUGGUUGUGCAGAUGCAGAAACCUGGUACAAUCAAGACAUUUGAGGAAUAUGCAAACCAAGUUUUCAUCCCUUACAUCCAAGGACAGCUUCAACAUUGCUCAGUCUUGACCUUGUGUGGGACAGCUUCAACAUCGUGGGACAACAGCCCUGACUCACUGAUAUCCACAGCCAGUGCAGCGAGGAAAAGGGGUGAGAAGGCAUGAUAUCAGUUCAGCAACUAUUCCAAGAAAUUGGCAGUUUCUUGUGUGUAGACAGCAACAAAUUGGAGCUCCUCCAUUUCCUUGCUGGGGCAGUUAUUGGCUCCUUUGAUGAAGGUAGAGGAAAUGUGCUAGUGGUGACAGAUGGACAGCAGGUACUCUCUGCUCCAGUCCAAGAGAGUACAGGAUCACUUGAUCCAUGUACACAGAGGCAGAUACUCACUUGAUGCUACUUGCAUGCCACACUGCUCAGCACAGCCACCAUUGGAUUCUUGUUCGAACUGUAGAUACAGUGUGAUAGUUCUGGUAGUGAAGCUAGCUCUGUCACUGUUAAAUGAAGACAAACUGUGGAUAGCCUUCAGGACAGGCAAAAACCUCCGAUUCUUGGCCACUCAUGAGAUAGCUUCAUCUCUGGGUCUGAGCAAGGCAUGCACUUCAAAUGUUUCAUGCCCUCACUGGGUUUGACACUGUGUCCUCUUUUGUAGGACAUGGUAAGAGAAGUGCGAGGGCAACGUGGAACACUACCCCAGAGCUCGUCAAUCCACUGCUAACUCUGGCCAGUGCACCAACUGAAAUUCUAGAGGAGGCAAUGCAAGUCAUCCAGAGAUAUUUGGUCCAUCUCUAUGAUUGCACCAGCACACACAAUGAAGUGAACUAAGCAAGAAAGAUGUUUGCGAGGAAGACUUCAAUUCAGCGUAUUCCACCCACCCAUGCUCCCCUGGAACAUGUCAUAAGGGCAGCCUUCCAGGGUGGUCAUGUCUGGGACCAGAUGUUGGCUGCACAGCCACAGCUACCUCCACCAAACUGGGGUUGAAUAAGGGAUGAAGAAAAUGGCUCCUAUGAGUCACUCUGGACCAGACUCCCUGAAGGUGCAGAAACAUGUGAGGAGUUGGUGUCAUGUGGUUGUAAGAAAGGGUGCAGGAACCGAUGCAAGUGCAAGGUAGCAGAUUUUCACUGCACUGCCCACUGCUUCUGUGAAGCAAAAUGUGUGCAAGAUUGACUUGGGAACAUACCACUUGUAUAUUACCUGCCUUUUGUUUUAUUUAAAAGUAUUGAAAGGUUUUGUUACAUCUGACAUGUCAUGCUAUUUUUUAUGACAUGAGGGGACAUUUGUCGGUCAGUUGUAAGAUAAUCUCAUUUCAUCAUAUGGUCAAUGUAUGACUUCAAAAACAUCUUUUUUUGAUAAAGAAAAACUUCCACUAUGAUCACCCAUUCUUUAUGAAAGUGAAUUUUCCAGGAAAAAAACUUGUCGAUGAUUUGCAAAUACGCAUGAAAUCUUCUGAUAUAUUUCUGAUGAACAUUUACCCAGAAAGAGCCUUAUUAUACACAUGCAACCCUAUUCUCCUUAUUACACUAAUGGUAUAUGGUGGCCAUUUUGGAAAAUGGCUGCCAUGGCUGACACAGGCAUAAUCUCAGUUGCCCCAAUAUCUAAAAAAUGUUCACAAUAUGCAACUCUACAUUUGUGCUAAACUUCAUGCUUUCAUCACAAAAUGAACAAUUGCUUGACUAUGCCCCCUUACUACUAUGAUGCAGCACUGGUAUCAUGAUUUGCAUGUUGUUGCAAAAGUCUGUAAACUUUUAUUGAUUAGCCAAAAGAUAUUGUAGGUUAUUUACCAACCUGUUGAAAACUGGUACAUUUACUAUACUUAUUGCAUAUGGAAUCUUCAGGAUUAAUGUGUUCUUAAGACUAAUGUACAUGUAUUAAUUAUUUUAACUUGAAAGUAAGCAGUAGCCUUGUAUAUACAAGUUGAUGAAUUUAUCUUUGGAGAAGAGUGUAUCGUACCAAUAAAUGCAAAGUUUGCUUGUGUAUGAAAUAGAAAUAUUAAACUCUGAAACAUA
Macrobrachium nipponense is the source of this 6610-nucleotide messenger RNA. RefSeq names its product myoneurin-like. NCBI's taxonomy places the organism in Eukaryota, Metazoa, Arthropoda, Malacostraca, Decapoda, Palaemonidae. The transcript has 5 exons. Gene Ontology annotation, molecular function: RNA polymerase II cis-regulatory region sequence-specific DNA binding; DNA-binding transcription factor activity, RNA polymerase II-specific. Bases 254 to 1486 code for a protein of 410 amino acids. Gene Ontology annotation, biological process: regulation of DNA-templated transcription. The record is from RefSeq and is a predicted model, not a curated record.